GAUUUGACUGGAGAAAAUGAGGUGCAGUGUUGUGUUGCUGUUUGCUGUGCUCUCCCUGAGAACCGGAGCUGCCGUCCCCCUGAGUGAAACUGACUAUGAUCAGGUUCAGGAAAACUUUGAUUUGAAUCAGUUUCUUGGGACAUGGUUUGCACUUGCAACUGGCUGUAACUGUUCCUGGUUCAAUAAAUAUAAGGAUACAAUGACAAUUGCUAAGGUAACAUUAUCAACGUCCGAGGAAUCGAAUAAGUUGAUCGGCAAGUUUGAAUUUGAUAGGAAUGGAACCUGUGAUCACGUGCUGGGAGAGUACAAGAUACAAGACAUUCCAGGACACUAUGUAUUUAAUUCCACUUCAACCUAUGAAAGCACAGCAGAUAUUCGAGUCAUCAAAACAAACUACCAGGAAUAUGCAUUUUUCCUGUUGAACACAAUGGAAGCAGUGACCCGCUCAGAGUCAGUGGCCCUAUACGGAAGGACACGGAAACUGAGGAAGGAGAUCAAUGACGAGUUCAAAGACUUUGCAUUGAGACAUGGAAUCCCAGAGGAGAGGGUCUUAUUUCUGCCUGAAAAAGGAGCAUGUCUUCCAUGGGACCCCAUCCCAGAGUCACCAGUCAAGAAGAAUCGCAAACGGCACGCAUUCGGAGAACAAGAUGAGGAAGGGUCUGUCCUUAGAGGCUUCAUGAGCACAAUUGAUACUGCAGGAGAUGAUGAACUUCUGGUUGUUUCUGACAAAGUGUUGCUGGAAAUAAAAGAAGAAAACAGUGAGAACAAUGAUGGAAAUAGUCAUUAAAGUGAUGAUUUCAAGUGAUCCAUCAGACACUUUGUACGGCCUGAUACUAAAGGGUAGAAGAGCGGAGUUUACACAAACUCAGGCUCAGUACUGUGACCAUGCUUUCAAUCUAAUUGAUCAAUAAAAUUCUGUAAUUGAAAAUA
Molecule: messenger RNA, 930 nt
Organism: Rhincodon typus (whale shark)
Lineage: Eukaryota; Metazoa; Chordata; Chondrichthyes; Orectolobiformes; Rhincodontidae
Product: protein AMBP-like
Exons: 8
Coding region: 17-787 (256 amino acids)
Cellular component (GO): plasma membrane; cell surface
Molecular function (GO): serine-type endopeptidase inhibitor activity
Source: RefSeq, a predicted model, not a curated record